AUGUCUUCUAAGAGUAAAGAUUUAUCAAUAAGUUCAGGGUCUUCUAUAAAAUCCAAUUCUGGUUUUUUGAGAAAUAGAUUAUCAAAAAUAGCAUUUGUAAAGAAUAGUUUACCUAUUAAACAAAAAAAUAUAUUUAAGAAUAGCGAUUUUAAGAGACGUUUUGUACAAUAUAAAAGAGUCGUUUUUGUUUUUGGUAUAAUUGUUGGUGCUGUUAUGGCUGGAAUAUUUAUUAAACGAUCAAAUAUUGUUGAAUUUGAUUGGGAGUAUCUUUUAGGCUUUACUGAUAUUGGAGAUUUUAUGGAAGAGCUACGUAAUAUUCUUCCUGCUUCUGUAUUUGAUGAUGCUAGAAAAUUAUCAUAUUAUGAUAAGAAUUCUGAUUAUGAAGCUUUUUUUGUUGGAAAUCGUUUACGAGAACAAGGAUAUAAGCCACAUUUUCAUGUUGUUAUAGUUCCUGGUGUUAUAUCUACGGGUUUAGAAAGUUGGUCUACAACUAAUUGCUCUUUACCUUAUUUUAGAAAACGUUUAUGGGGAAGUUGGACUAUGCUUCGUGCUAUUUUGAUGGAUAAAAAGUGUUGGGUUAGUCAUUUGAUGCUUAAUGAGACCACAGGGCUUGAUCCUGAAGGCAUAAAGCUUCGUGCUGCUCAAGGAUUAAGUGCUGCUGAUUUUUUUGUAACUGGAUAUUGGAUAUGGAAUAAGAUUAUUGAAAAUCUUGCUGCUAUUGGUUAUGAUCCUAAUAAUAUGUUUAGCGCUGCAUAUGAUUGGAGAUUAUCUUUUCUAAAUCUUGAAGAAAGAGAUCAUUAUUUUACUAAGUUAAAGUCUUCUAUUGAAAUUGCUAAGGCUACAUCUGGGAAAAAAUCAGUUAUAAUAUCGCAUUCUAUGGGUAGUCAGUUAACAUUGUGGUUCUUAAAAUGGGUAGAAGCAUAUGGCUAUGGUAAUGGCGGAGAAUCUUGGGUAAAUGAUCAUAUCGAAGCAUUUAUAAAUAUUUCAGGAUCGCUUUUGGGUACUCCAAAAGCUGUAACUGCGUUACUUUCUGGUGAAGUAAAAGAUACUGCACAAUUGAAUGCGAUUUCUGUUUAUGGAUUGGAGCGUUUUUUUUCAAGAUCUGAAAGAGUACAAUUGCUUAGGAGCUUACCUGGACUUGCUUCAAUGCUUCCAAAAGGUGAAAAUGUUAUAUGGGGAAAUGCGACAUGGGCUCCUGACGAUAUGUAUAUACCAAAUGUACGAAACGUUUCAUUUGGUUCUUUUAUUAAUUUUCGGAGAAAUUCCAAAAUAUCUAAUUUAAAAAAUUUAACAAUGGCAGAUUCUAUGGAUUAUUUAAUAGCCCAAACACCGCAUACGUUUCAUAAGAUGCUACGUACAAAUUAUUCACAUGGUAUUUCAUGGACAGAAAAAGAGAUUAAAAAGAAUAAUAAACGACCUGAGAAGUGGAUUAAUCCUUUAGAAGUCAGCCUUCCGAAUGCGCCAAAUAUGAAAAUAUAUUGUUUUUAUGGGAUAUUAAGAUUUGUAUUGGUAAACCUACUGAAAGAGCCUAUUGUUAAAUUAUGUGACUGUGCAAAUAAUACUAUGGGAAUAUUUUCUAGUUUUGAUAUUUCUGCUCAAACACCAUUUAUUGAUAGUACUGUUAAUAUUAAACCUUAUACGGAAAAGGGUGUAGUGAUGGGUGAAGGCGAUGGUACGGUUAAUAUUCUGAGUACCGGUUUUAUGUGUGUUAAAGGUUGGAAACAACGUCGAUAUAAUCCUGCAAAUAUAUCAGUUGUCGUACAUGAAAUGCUUCACCAGCCUGACAGACUUGGUCUUCGUGGAGGUUCUAGGACUGCUGAUCAUGUUGAUAUCCUUGGGAGAUCUGAGUUAAAUGGAAGAAUUAAUACUUCGUAUAGUCUCCGGCAAUGGGAAUAUGAUAUUGGAAAAUAA
Pneumocystis jirovecii RU7 is the source of this 1911-nucleotide messenger RNA. Its product is annotated as phospholipid:diacylglycerol acyltransferase. Gene Ontology annotation, biological process: lipid storage; triglyceride biosynthetic process. Gene Ontology annotation, cellular component: cytoplasm; perinuclear endoplasmic reticulum. The coding region runs from base 1 to 1911 and encodes 636 amino acids. Lineage: Eukaryota; Fungi; Ascomycota; Pneumocystomycetes; Pneumocystales; Pneumocystaceae. The transcript is spliced from 26 exons. Gene Ontology annotation, molecular function: phospholipid:diacylglycerol acyltransferase activity. The record is from RefSeq and is a predicted model, not a curated record.